This is a messenger RNA of Mugil cephalus (flathead mullet), 1999 nucleotides long. RefSeq names its product LRAT domain containing 2b (gene lratd2b). NCBI's taxonomy places the organism in Eukaryota, Metazoa, Chordata, Actinopteri, Mugiliformes, Mugilidae. Bases 416 to 1240 code for a protein of 274 amino acids. The record is from RefSeq and is a predicted model, not a curated record. The transcript has 2 exons.
UCGCUGAAUAUCUCUGCAACAAACACCGUGGUUCAUACUUCAGACAGCCUCCACAGCAGAGCAAAGCACACACACGGAAGCAGCCUACCGUGCAGGAAGGAGGUGCGGCUGCCAGAGACGUCUCAGUCUGAAACCCUGUUGAUUUUUUACCGAUGUGACCGCCGAGGUGUGUGGGGAAAGCUGCAGCUGCUCAUACGCGCUCAACUGCAGAUCUGUGCAGCUUUACUUCAUUUUGAGGAGCAGAGCCCACAGCUGGACAUGGAUUACUGGUGCCCGUCCCCACCGCUCUGGAUUUAGUUUGGGCAGCCACGCGCCUCCUUCCGUCUCCUCCCCGGAGAAGUGAGAGCGCCGCCGAGGACAGGUGGAUCCUGUUUCUGUGUUCAGCUUAGUCCUUGGUCAUCCGCCUUCCACAUUUAUGGGGAACCAGGUGGAGAAGCUAACGCAUUUGAAUUACGCAGAGGUGCCGACCUCGGACCCGAACGGAUUCGACCCGGACGAGGAUGGACCGCGGAUCGGCGUCUCUUACAUUUUCUCCAACGAUGACGACGACGAGCAGGACGACAAUUUGGAUCACUUCCCACCGGACAGCCGUCCGACAAACCACGAAGAGAAGCCCUUUGACCCGGAGGACGAGCUGGAGUGCGCGAUUUAUUACCGAGAGGAGAGCGUGUAUGAGAGGAGCCAAGGAGCCGCGACUCACUCCGCGGAAAGUCUCCUGAACAAGUGCAGACCCGGAGACCUGCUGGAGUUUGUGACCACUGGCCAGUAUCCACAUUGGGCUGUUUACGUCGGGGACUUCCAGGUGGUUCACCUGCACCGGGCUGAGAUAAAGAACAACUUUCUCACUGAUGUGAGCCAGGGCAAAAAAGGCAGGAUAGUGAACGGCCUCUACAGGUACCGCGCGCUUCCACCGGAGGUGAUCGUGCGCAACGCCCUGGACCACGUCGGGUCGAGAGACAGGGAGCUGUACUGGAGAAACUCGGAGUGCUUCGCCGCCUGGUGCCGCUUUGGCAAACGGGAAUUCAAAAUCGGAGGCGAGAUACGGAUUGGGAAGCAGCCGUACAGGUUAAAACUCAUCUUUUCAGAGAAGAAGAGUCACGUCCUGGAGUUUCAGAGCCUGGAGGACGUGAUCAUGGAAAAGAGGAGGAACGAUCAGAUCGGCAAAGAUGCUGUGAUGCAAGAGCUGGCCAGCCAUUUGAAUGCAACACAUGAAAUCAAAGAGGAGCAUUUUGUCAACUGACGUGAAAGAGAUGCUCAGUGCAAAUACACAGCAGCGUGCUCAAAGGAGAAGUGCCCCGAGCUUUGUCUAUGGGCUUGCGUGAAUGUGCCAACAAACGCACGUAUUCAGAGGGAGUGUAAAGUUUAUCUAAAAAGAGUUUUUCUCUCCAAACUGAGAGAAAAAAGCCCUGGCAUCUAGCAUAACGCUGGUCCCAUUCAAAAGUGCAUUAGUGAAUAAGGAACUCAAGGGCCAAGGCAACAUUUCCAUACCUUAAUUUGCAUUGAAAACAAGUGAAAAUUACGCACCCCAGUGGCUGAUUUCCUUUUACACUCUCGACCCAAGUCUCUUUGUGACGGAUAUGUUUGCAUCCCAGCUGCACCUGCAAUCUUAAUCACUCGGGUAUGAAGCCAGGAUUUAAUUGCCCAUAAUUAUUUUUCUAAUCCAAUGAAUUUUUUUGCACAGAGGAGCAGAACCCCUCCUUGAACUUGUGUCUGAGGAGAGUGCUGCACAACUCAGGUGUUGGAGACCAAUAACAGAGUGGAAGAGAGACACAACUGCUUGCGUCUAACUAUUGUGUUUCAGCCUGGAGGAGUCCCUGUCUGUUGCUUUAUAUCCAAACAUCACACAGCUUUACCUACUCAGAGUACUUUGUGGACACUGUUCAUAGCCAUGACUGUGCACUUUUAUUGAUUCAUCCCUUUGAACAGUUUAUUUUUUUGGAGAAAAAAAAAGAUGUUUGUAUGAAGGAUUAUGGAAAUAAAUAUAUAUUUCAAGAGUAAA